AGGAUAUCAACUAAUGCGGACAAUCCUGAAGGAACAUUAGAUGCAAUGCUACAAGCUGUAGUGUGCGAUGAUGUUAUAGAAUGGAGAGAAGACUCAAGGAAGAUUCUCUUGGUAAUGACAGAUGAUGUUUUACACACAGCCGGUGAUGGUAGCUUAGCUGGUAUUGUAAAACCUAAUGAUGGUUUGUGCCACACUGAAUAUGAUGAAAGUACUAAUAGAACUUUGUAUACAGCAUCUUUACUACAAGAUUAUCCCUCACUGGAAUUAGUAAAAAUGGUUCUCACUGAUAAUGACAUUGUGCCAGUAUUUGCUGUUGCUGGAAUUAGUGAUGAUAUUUUUGCUUUAUACAAUAAAUCAGUGAGCCCAUUCCUCAAUGGUUUUGCUGUUAAAUUAGAAAGUGGUUCUUCUAAUCUUAUUCCAGUUCUAAUUGAAGCUUAUCGUAAAGUCGUGGCUAAUGCUCAGCUAAGUUUUAACCUUCCUGACCACAUUUUAGCCACUGUCGAAGCUAACUGUUCAGAUUACUUACCACAAAGAAGAGAAUGUGUUGAGAUUGGUAAUGAAACUGUUGAGUUUACAAUGUCAGUUAGUCUGAGAGAAUGCACACAAGAACUUAGAGAUAAUAAGAGUACUGAUAUAAUAGUCACUAUACCAGGAUUCUCACAGUUUCUCAUUAAAGUCAGUGGCCACUGUAGCUGUGAGUGUGAGUCUCAGCCUACUAGGGGCAGCACCGAAUGUAGCAAUGGGAACUUGACCUGCGGACUGUGUAACUGUGAUGAAGGAUGGGGAGGAUCAACCUGUUCCUGUUCUACUCUUCAAUGUCCAGUGGGUCUUAAUGGGAAAACAUGUAAUGGUAGAGGAACAUGUGAAUGUGGAGAGUGUCAUUGCUACAAUGUCAACUCAACAGAAUUGUCUGAUAUAGACUCGACUAUGCUUGAUACUACUGGUGUAGAUAAUCCACUGAUAUAUGGGGCAGCUUGUGAGUGCAGUAAUUAUGAGUGUUUGACUGAUGGAAAUGGUGUUGUAUGCAGUGGUGAGGGUGAUUGUCAAUGUUACAAUGGUACGUAUGAGUGUCUGUGUGGAGUAUCAGCAUUAACUGGAGAG
Messenger RNA from Amphimedon queenslandica, 1101 nucleotides. Its product is annotated as integrin beta-1-like. Gene Ontology annotation, molecular function: integrin binding. The transcript has a single exon. The record is from RefSeq and is a predicted model, not a curated record. Gene Ontology annotation, cellular component: cell surface; focal adhesion; integrin complex. Lineage: Eukaryota; Metazoa; Porifera; Demospongiae; Haplosclerida; Niphatidae. The annotation marks the transcript as partial. Gene Ontology annotation, biological process: cell-cell adhesion; integrin-mediated signaling pathway; cell adhesion mediated by integrin.